AUGAAAGGAAUGGGAAACCAAGUCAAGUGGCCUGAAAAUAUUAAAAAAUCAGCGGCAAUGCGCGACAUGACAAAGAGGUGUGAAUUUCAUAAUGACCACGGACAUACCACUCCAGAAUGCAUAACAUUAAGGUAUGAAGUGGCUGGACUCUUGCGCAAAGGUCAAUUGCAAGAUUUUUUAUCAAACAAGGGAAAGAUGACCGUGACGGAAGCAGACAAGAGGCCAACAACACCCCCAGAACCACCUCAGCGCACCCGAACAUGUAAUGUCAUCUCUGGAGGGUCAGAGGUCAGCGGCGUAACAUACUCAGCCGCUAAGAGGCAUGCACGUGAAAUAGUCGGGAUAGAGGGUAGACCAAAGAAACAAACAACAGCCUAUAAAGGCCAGACCAUCAGCUUUGUGGACGACGAAGCUUCAGAUUUUCUUAAUCCUCACCAUGAUGCUUUUGAGAUGGGGAUCGAUGAGGCCACCAUCAUUCGCAAGUCCACAGUAUUGGUUGGGUUUAGUGGAGAGCAAAAACACUCAGUCGGUGAGGUCAUACUCCAUGUUUAUGCAGAAGGAGUCAACCUACAGACGAAGUUCCUUGUAGUUGACUCUCCAUCAACUUAUAAUGCAAUCUUGGGCCGGCCGUGGAUCCAUUCCAUGAAAGCUGUGCCAUCCACAUACCACCAAGUGAUCAGGUUCCCAAUUAAGUGGGGAGUGAAAGAAAUAUGGGUAGCCCAAAAAGCUACUCGUGAUUGUUAUCAAAACUCGCUAAAAGAGAAAUCGACAACAUUAUAG
This is a messenger RNA of Cannabis sativa, 780 nucleotides long. RefSeq lists its product as uncharacterized. The record is from RefSeq and is a predicted model, not a curated record. NCBI's taxonomy places the organism in Eukaryota, Viridiplantae, Streptophyta, Magnoliopsida, Rosales, Cannabaceae. The transcript has 2 exons. The coding region runs from base 1 to 780 and encodes 259 amino acids.